Messenger RNA from Lodderomyces theae, 1659 nucleotides. RefSeq names its product RNA-dependent ATPase (gene CHR1). Gene Ontology annotation, molecular function: RNA helicase activity; nucleic acid binding; ATP binding. The transcript has a single exon. Lineage: Eukaryota; Fungi; Ascomycota; Pichiomycetes; Serinales; Debaryomycetaceae. Gene Ontology annotation, biological process: maturation of SSU-rRNA. The record is from RefSeq and is a predicted model, not a curated record. The coding region runs from base 1 to 1659 and encodes 552 amino acids.
AUGGAUAUCUUUAGAAUAUUGAGUAGAGGAGCUUCGUUGAAGAAGUCAAAAGAUGUGACUACUGACUACGCCCUCCCGUCAGACAAACAAAACAAAAAUCAAAAACAUAAAGAAGAAUCAAUCUUGUCCCAAGUUGAGAAGGAGACUGAUUUCUUUCACACGAAAAAGCUUGCAAAACACGUAUCAGAGAAGGCAAAUUCUGAAGUUGAAUCCAAAGAGCAAGAUGACUAUGAAGAGGACGAAGCUCCUCCUUUGCAGUUGAAGGAUGAAGAAGAUGCCAAAAAGUUUAGAAACCUACAUCGAUCAAAAGUGACCGGUGAUGACAUUCCCAUCCCCAUAGGUUCAUUCGAAGACAUGAUCGGAAGGUUUCAAAUCGACAAAAAACUCUUGUCCAAUCUUAUUGACAACGACUUUAUUGAGCCCACACCAAUUCAAUGUGAAUCAAUACCAAUAUCGUUAUCCAAUAGGGACUUGAUUGCGUGUGCUCCCACGGGGUCUGGUAAAACGUUGGCUUUCUUGAUCCCAUUGGUUCAGCAACUCAUUACAAGACAAACUGGCAAAAACUUUGGAGUAAGAGGGUUGAUCAUCUCCCCAACCAAUGAAUUGGCAGUGCAAAUAUUCCAAGAGUUGGACACUUUGGUCAAGGGCAAGAACCUCACAAUUGGCAUACUAUCAAAGCAACUAGCAAGCAAAUUAAACAACGAUAUUGUGAAGGCAUCAAAGUACCACAUUAUUGUCUCUACGCCAUUACGUUUGAUUGAUGUUGUAAAAAACAGCAAGAUCGAUUUGUCAAAAGUAGAGCAAUUGGUCAUUGAUGAAGCUGAUAAACUCUUUGACCAUGGAUUUGCUGAGCAAACUGAUGAAAUAUUAAAUCACUUGACAAACAACAAGAUACGAAAAUCGAUGUUUUCUGCCACCAUUCCAUCAGGUGUUGAAGAAAUGGCCCAUUCCAUUAUGAAGGAUCCCAUUAGGGUUAUCAUUGGCCACAAAGAGGCUGCCAGCAGCACAAUUGAUCAAAAAUUGGUCUUCACCGGUAAUGAAGAAGGUAAGUUGUUGGCCAUUAGGCAAAUGGUACAAAACGGAGAGUUUAAACCGCCGAUUAUAAUCUUUUUACAAUCCAUCACCAGAGCCAAGGCAUUGUUCCAUGAGUUGGUUUACGAUAAGUUGAAUGUCGAUGUGAUUCAUGCAGAAAGGACACCAAAGCAAAGAGAUGAGGUGAUAAAGAGGUUCAAGAAUGGAGACAUUUGGGUCCUCAUCACCACUGACGUGCUCGCGAGAGGUGUAGACUUCAAAGGCGUGAAUUUGGUCAUCAACUAUGAUGUUCCACAAAGCGCACAAGCGUAUGUGCAUAGGAUUGGUAGAACCGGGAGAGGUGGAAGAACAGGUAGGGCAGUCACAUUCUUCACCAAAGAAGAUGACAAAGCUGUCAAGCCAAUCAUCAAUGUUAUGAAACAAUCAGGAUGUGAGUCGGGAUUUAGUGCGUGGAUGGAGAAUAUGGGCAAGCUUAGCAAGAAGGAAAAGAAAAACAUCAAAACUCAUGAAGUGAAACGGAAAAAGAUUAGUACAGUGCCAAAAGUUAUAAAGCAAAAGAGGAAACAAAAGCAAGAGAUGAUAGCCGCUUCCAAAAGAAGAAAACAGUUGGAGGCUGGGACCGAGUAG